Molecule: messenger RNA, 1407 nt
Organism: Hippocampus zosterae (dwarf seahorse)
Lineage: Eukaryota; Metazoa; Chordata; Actinopteri; Syngnathiformes; Syngnathidae
Gene: fam163b
Product: protein FAM163B
Exons: 3
Coding region: 393-944 (183 amino acids)
Source: RefSeq, a predicted model, not a curated record
UCUGUGCUGUGACGUGACCCGCUGGGCCGUGUGCGCGCGCACGCGGCCCAGCGCGCCGCCGCUUGGACAUAUGCGCGCACCGCCGCCGCCGCAGCAGACGGGACCGGAGUGGCUGCGCGCGGCGUCGCAGGGGAUCUUUUUUUUUCUCCCCCCCGCAGGAGCUUCUCAUCCCACUUUGGACUGCUUUGGCGUGUGUGAGGGUGUUGAUGGAGAAUGUUCCGGAUGGGAAUCGAGCCACUUUGGGGACUUUUUUUGUGUGUGUAGUAGGGGGUGCGUGUGUUUUUUGGGGUUUUUUUUUCUUCCUCACUUUUCCAAAUCCUGGUGCACGUGCAUACUCAUUUGCAAGUGGAACCAGCACUAAAGUGAUGGGCUGUUGAUGGAGAGCGUUUCGAAUGUCAGCCGGGACAGUGGUCAUCGCUGGUGGAAUUCUGGCUGCCGUCAUCUUACUCACCAUCGUGGCCGUGCUGUGUUUAUGUAGAUUGCAGUAUUACUGCUGUAAGAGGGAGGAGUCGGCGAAGGGGGAGGAGCAGGAGGAGGAGGAGGAACCGGAGCUGUCCACCAUGUCGCCUUCGCACCCCCUGGCUCUGUCGGCGCCCCCGACGCCGCCCACGCCGGAGCGUUACGGCGACGAACCCGAGACGUACCCGCCCACCUUCCUGACCGAGGCCAACGGGCCCGUUAGCUACACGCCGCCGCCGCCUCUGCGCCGCUGCCAGCGGGGGCACGGCUUCUGCCCGGCGUGCGCCCGCUGCACGCUGCCCUUCUACCUGCACCACCCGGAGCGGCUCUGCAACGGAGGCCGAGGGUUCGCCGGCUACCGCGGCGUGCGCCAGGACCCGGAGACGCCCGUCGCCGACCUGGCCGGCUUCUACCGCAAGCUGGACCUCAUCCGCUCAAUGGCCACGCGAGAGGCGGUCGUGCGCAGCAUCAGCACCGACGUGUAGGGGGGGCCCGGGGGGGCCGCAAACCACACGCCAAGGGCUUUUGGAGAAGGGCCGGCUCGGGACGUCGGUCUUCGGGAUCAAUCUGCCAAGUCGAGGUAUCCAGAGACAAUGAAAUAAAGAUGAAAUUAGCCCCGCCCACCACAAAAACCGUUUUGGAUUGAUGUAUUUGAUCAACACUCGAUAGCUGACACUCGUCGCGUCUUCGGCACGGCGCCGUGUUACGCGGUGUUGCACGCCGUUAGCCACGCGGCGACGCACUUUGGCUCACUUUUAUUUUGUCGAGUGAAGUACGGCCGAAACGGUUGUACAUCGCGAGACGUUGUUCUGUCGCACGCUUUGUAACGCGCACCCGCUUACCUUGUAAGACACAAACUGUAACUGAGAUGGCGAAAUAAAUUGUCACGUGCGCUGUAACGCGCUCACUUCAUCUUGCAAGAAGCUAUCUGUUGACCACCCCAGCGCC